Messenger RNA from Dreissena polymorpha, 3068 nucleotides. Its product is annotated as xenotropic and polytropic retrovirus receptor 1 homolog. The record is from RefSeq and is a predicted model, not a curated record. Gene Ontology annotation, biological process: cellular response to phosphate starvation; phosphate ion transport. The transcript has 17 exons. Gene Ontology annotation, molecular function: inositol hexakisphosphate binding. Lineage: Eukaryota; Metazoa; Mollusca; Bivalvia; Myida; Dreissenidae. Gene Ontology annotation, cellular component: Golgi apparatus; plasma membrane; cytoplasm. Bases 208 to 2253 code for a protein of 681 amino acids.
AUAAUCGGUUUUAACCUUACCGGUAUUUCGUUACACAACGGGCGAAUUGCACACGUAAAUAUUUACAUCGACACCGUUAAUGUGACCUAUGUCCGAAAAAAAUCUGGAUACAUUUAAAAACCGAAGAGAUUUGUGAAACUGGCUUGACUUUUUGAGAUGAAGGUGUAGGGGAUCAUCCAUCAAGAGAAGAAUUUCAAGAAAAGGACAAUGAAGUUUGCAGAACAUCUAGGGGCCCAUAUUACCCCAGAGUGGAGAAAACAGUACAUUCAGUAUGAGGCGAUCAAGGACAUGAUAUAUCAAGCCAAGGAGCAGGCUCCCUCAGAGGAAGUUACUGAUGAGAGUAUCAUUCAACGCUACUUUGCCAGGUUUGACGAGAACUUCUUCCAAUACUGUGACAAGGAACUGGCGAAAAUCAACACCUUCUUUUACGAAAAGAUAUCGGAGGCGACGCGGAAGUUUGCGAGUUUGAAAGCGGACCUUCAACAGUACACUGACCAUGAAAAGAAGCCAGAAACCUUGACCCUGCGACGACGUAGAGCCAGUGUUGUGUUCUUUAAAGAGAAGGAAAACAAGGAGUUGAGCAGAACCCGCAAGCUACCCGAUCUAAAGCUGGCGUUCAGUGAGUUCUACCUUAGUCUGAUCCUUCUUCAGAACUACCAGACCCUCAAUUUUACCGGUUUCAGAAAGAUCCUGAAAAAACAUGACAAGCUGAUGAAGACUACUAGAGGGAUGGCUUGGCGCCAGGCACAUGUAGACACGGCCACAUUCUACACCAACAAGGAGGUGGACCAUCUUAUAUCUGAAGUCGAGAAUAAUGUGACAUCCAAUCUUGAGGGAGGCAAUCGUCAGAAAGCCAUGAAACGCCUAAGGGUUCCACCCUUAGGGGAUAAGGAAAAUCCCAUGACAACAUUCCGAGUUGGAAUGUUCUCCGGAGUGUUUGCGGUACUGAUUCUAGUCAUCAUAGUCACAGCCUCAUUUACCAAGAAGUCAGACUCCUGGGAGCCGGCCCUGCGGAUGUACAGGGGCAUGUUCAUCGUGAUCCUGGACAUCUUCCUGCUGGGCAUCAACACUUACGGGUGGAGGUCCUCGGGGGUGAACCACGUCCUCAUCUUCGAGAUCGACCCAAGACAUCAUCUUACACAUCAGCAGCUCAUGGAGCUUUCCACAGGCCUAGCUGUCAUGUGGUGUAUCAGUGCGCUGGGCUACCUGUUUAGCGGUUUCUUCGGUGUCUCAGGCUACAUCUUCCCGCUGGCCAUGGCAGGAUUCAUGCUGCUCUUCCUCAUCAAUCCAAUCAAGAUAUUCCAUCACAGCUCACGGAUGUGGCUGCUGAGAAUUCUAUUCCGCAUUUUUACAGCCCCAUUCCACCAUGUGGGGUUUGCAGAUUUCUGGCUGGCCGACCAGCUGAACAGCCUUGUCACGGUGCUGCUGGACUUUGAGUUCAUGGCCUGCUUCUACGCCUUCGAGGUCGACUGGAUCGGACCAGACCGACCAAGCGUGUGUACAAGCUACGCCUACGGUAUCCGGACGGUGAUCAGCAUUCUUCCGGCAUGGUUUCGGUUCGCUCAGUGUCUGCGGCGUUAUCGGGACACGAAGCUGGUUUUUCCACACGUGAUAAAUGCUGGGAAAUACUCCACAACGUUCCUGACGGCCAUAUUUCAAACGCUCUAUAGAUUACAGAUUGAGCGUGAGGGUGAAGAGCAUCGUCAGUCUCACGUUUUCUUCUACUUGUGGAUCGUCGCUGCGGUGUUCAGCUCUUGUUACACCCUCACCUGGGACCUUAAGAUGGACUGGGGGCUCUUUGACGCCAACGCAGGCGAGAAUAAACUGCUACGAGAGGAGAUUGUGUACGCAUACAAGUUCUACUACUACUUUGCCAUAGUAGAAGACUUCAUAUUGAGGUUCACGUGGUCGUUGACAGUGUCAGUGGGUGAAGGAUUGUUCAUGCCUGGAGAAAUACUGACAACACUUCUGGCAUCCCUUGAAAUAUUCAGGCGAUUUGUCUGGAACUUUUUCCGCCUGGAGAACGAGCAUUUGAACAACUGCGGUCAGUUCCGAGCAGUCCGGGACAUUUCCAUUGCCCCGAUUGACUCGAGCGACCUCUCCCAGCUCAUAGAAAUGAUGGAUAAGGAGGAUGGAGCCCUUACACAUCGAUUGGAGAAGCGUAGGCUCAUCGGAAAGGGUAAAAAGGACAGACAUCCCGAAGAUAUCCUGAUAUCUGAUGUGAAUAUACCUUGGAAGUUUAAGGGUGUAUAGUUGAACCAUCCCUGUGAAAGAGAAGACCAAAUAUCACAUGAAAACACAACCCGGAGAUUUCACUAGAAAGGAGUGUGUUGUGAAGUGAAAAGGAGCACAAGAUUUCAUGUUAAAGGGUACUUACGGUAUUAUGCAAAAAGGAACAUUUAAUUUAGCACAUAAUACAAAAAGGAACAUAUGGUUUCAUAUGAAAAGGUACUUACGGUAUUUAAUGCCAAAGGAAACAUUUAAUUUAAUAUAUAAUAUGAAAAGGAUCAUGUGAUUUCAUAUGAAAAUAACAUAUGAUUUUGUUAAUAUGCCAAAAGGAACAUUCAAUACCACAAGUUCAUGUGAAAAGGAACAUGCAAUGGUAUGUCUUAAGGAACAUUAUUAUGAUCAGAGGUUUAAAUGAAUUCACAUCUCAUGGUUCCAUGCGUAUGUAAGACCUGAUGCUGUAUGUAUAAACCUCAAGUUAAAAAUACUGCAAGUCAAAUAUAGAUCUCUUUAAGUCAGAUAGUUUGCCACAUGCAUGUGUAUAUUUAAUUUGAGUGGAUCCAAAAAUAAAUGUUUGUCUUUGCAUUAUGUAUUUUGGUUUUAAUUUAUCUUAGAUUGAUGUGAAUUGUAUUGCCUUAAAAUUUCAAUUUUUAAACGUAUAGUUAGAUUUCUUCUCAGUGCAAUCAGAAUUUGUUAAGCAUAAUGUCAUUUUAUGUGCGUGUUUGCAUAAGAUGAAUGAUUAUUAUUGAUUUGUUGUAUAAUUAUUGUUAAAUUGUUGUCGCGAUUGUCCUGUGUUGGUUUAAUGAUGUUCAUAAAAUGUAAAUAUAUAUUUAUUUUGUAAA